UCGAUAGAACCGAUCGUUACUGUGGUCGUCGAACUUCCUAUGGAGUAAUACUCACUAUGUACAAUUGUGGUAUUAUUCUGAACUUCAAUGAAUUAUACAGAUCUGAAUCACCUACACGAGUACUCCAUCACUUAUUUACAACAAUUGAUUGUCUAUCACCAUCUGUUCCAUUACCAAAAUACUUGAUAUACGUCAAUGCAUGUGGUCUGUUACUCACGUUUCAAAAUCGUUUUGAAAACGGUCAUAUACGUCACACAGCACGCACCGAUGCCUUAAAUAACAUGACGUUUUUGGUUGAUAAAUUUCACAUUGGUAAUCAUACGAGACCGAUGUGUCAGGCACAAACCAACCCAUACAAAUAUCCUGAUGUCAAUGGCAUAAACACAGUUGUCUGUGAACAGACAAAUUCGAAAUUGAAAAAAUACCAAAAUGCACUAUCAUCUUUCUCUUUUCCACAGAUUGUACAAAAUCAUGAUUUACCAAUUAUCUUUGUUUCUCAUAUUUUUCAUUUAAUAAAUCAGCUUAUCAACCUUUACCACGCCUAUAAAACCGCAGAUGAAUUUAUCCAAAGCGAUGGCGCUCGGAAAGCAAGACUGGUAGCCCAAGCAGCAACUGAUCGUGCUCGGAACGUGAGCCCAACAAGCAAAGCCACGAGCAGCCCCGAUACAACAUCGAAGCCUCAAUUAAAAUGA
Molecule: messenger RNA, 692 nt
Organism: Adineta ricciae
Lineage: Eukaryota; Metazoa; Rotifera; Eurotatoria; Adinetida; Adinetidae
Source: the annotation of a GenBank genome assembly